AUGGGCGCAGGAAAAACUGACGUGGAUAGCUCGCGUAUGUGCCUAUCAGGGAAUUUCUUUCUCUAUUGUGUGGGCAUAGUGUAUGCACAUACAUACGCUACUGCAAAGCCCAGACUCCCGCCGCCCAAUGCUCGCAUGGACAUGGUAUCUGCGCAAAUUGACCGCGGUUUUUUGGUUUACGAUAUUCAGCUAGUGGAUCCACACGUUGCUUCAACACAUCGUGGUAGAGCACUUAUCCACCGGGAGAAACCACGGCCGUCGGGUCAUGGCACUGGUACCGAUGACUAA
Molecule: messenger RNA, 288 nt
Organism: Bipolaris victoriae FI3
Lineage: Eukaryota; Fungi; Ascomycota; Dothideomycetes; Pleosporales; Pleosporaceae
Exons: 3
Coding region: 1-288 (95 amino acids)
Source: RefSeq, a predicted model, not a curated record